Molecule: messenger RNA, 5225 nt
Organism: Boleophthalmus pectinirostris (great blue-spotted mudskipper)
Lineage: Eukaryota; Metazoa; Chordata; Actinopteri; Gobiiformes; Gobiidae
Gene: arhgap17a
Product: Rho GTPase activating protein 17a
Biological process (GO): signal transduction; regulation of Rac protein signal transduction; positive regulation of GTPase activity
Cellular component (GO): cytoplasm; intracellular anatomical structure; cytosol
Molecular function (GO): protein binding; GTPase activator activity
Source: RefSeq, a predicted model, not a curated record
CUCCCUCUCUCUCUCUCCCAGGCAGAGGCAGAGGUGCUGCUCUGGCCUCUGCUGCUCUCUGCUCCGCUUUGGGAACAAGCGGCAGUGGAUUAAAGCGCUUCCCUAACAUUAGCUGCUCGGCUAACGGGUCUGAUGGAGUUAUGAGAGCGUGGAGCGGCUGAAAGUUUGUGCUGAGCAAGGACUCUGGGACUUUAAUGCACGGGACACAACUCAACACAAGCUUCGGAACAUGCCGUCGCCCCCAAAGGGAACUUUUCCCUAGAAACUCCACUUGGGAAAGGCUAGCUCUGCUAGCGAGGCUACAAACUAUUUUUAAUUGGCUUUAGGCUCAAUGGCUGCUGCUUACUUUGGCCGAUCAUAAGGACAGCGGACAGACCGUGAGCGGGGACAAACCCCGUGCUCUUCAUGACAAACCAAAGGACCGCUUGGAACACAAACUUGGUCAGACUGUGCUGGAGGAAAGGGACCCAACAUGAAGAAACAGUUCAAUCGAAUGAAACAACUCGCCAAUCAGACUGUUGGCAGAGCAGAGAAAACCGAAGUGCUCAGUGAUGACCUCCUGCAGAUCGAGCGGCGGAUGGAGCUGGUGCGAGUGGUGUCUCACAACACUCACAAGAGGAUGGUGUCCUGUCUGCAGGGCCACAUCGGGGCAGAGGCAGAGAAGAGACAUAAAAAGCUGCCCCUGACAGCGUUGUCCCAGGCGAUGGUGGAGGGUGGGAGUCAGCUGGGAGAAGACUCGCUGAUAGGGAAGAUGAUGGAGGUGUGUGGAGAUGCAGAGAACCGCUUGGCCUCGGAGCUGAUGCAACACGAGCUGCAGCUGGAGAAGGACGUCCUAGACCCUUUGAGCCAACUCGCAGAGGUGGACAUCCCUAACAUCCUCAAGCAAAGGAAACAGCUGGCCAAACUAGUGUUAGACUACGAUUCUGCUCGAGCGAGAUGGUUGCAGGCGACCAAGUCCAUAAUCUCAGGAACUAACACCCAAGCACUGACGGCCAAAGCGGACCUGCUGAAGGAGGAGAUGGAUGAAGCUAUGAACAAAGUGGAGCUCUGUAAGGACCAGCUGGCAGCAGACAUGUACAGUUUCUCAUCCAAAGAAGGGGACUACGCGCGCUACUUUGUCACACUUUUAGAGGCUCAGGCCGACUACCACCGAAAGUCUUUGACAGUUCUGGAGACUGUUCUGCCCACCAUUCAAGCUCAGCAAGACUCUUGGACGGAGAAGCCGGCGUUUGGCACAGGGCUGGAGGAGCACCUGAAGAGGAGCAGCAGGGAGAUCGCUCUGCCCAUAGAGGCCUGUGUCAUGAUGCUGCUGGAGACUGGCAUGAAGGAGGAGGGUCUGUUCAGAAUCGCAGCUGGGGCGUCAAAGCUAAAGAAGCUAAAGGCGGCGCUGGACUGCUCCACGUCGCAACUAGAGGAGUUUUAUUCAGAUCCGCACGCUGUAGCUGGAGCACUGAAAUCCUACCUGCGGGAACUGCCAGAGCCGCUAAUGACAUACCAGCUCUAUGACGACUGGAUCCAGGCGUCCAGUGUGUCUGAUCCAGACAAAAGGCUACAGGCGCUGUGGGUUGUGUGCGACAAGCUACCAAAGAACAACAAAACCAACUUUAGGUAUUUAGUGAAAUUUCUUGCAAAGUUGGCCCAAGACAGUGAAGUCAACAAGAUGAAUGCUAGUAACAUCGCUAUUGUCCUGGGACCCAACCUGCUCUGGGCUAAAACAGAAGGGACCUUGGCUGAGAUGGCUGCUGCUACCUCUGUGCACGUGGUGGCCAUCGUGGAGCCCAUCAUCCUGCACGCAGACUGGUUCUUCCCAGAGGAUGUGGAGUUUAAUGUAUCUGGCAUGUUUGCGAUGCCCACCCCUGCGUCCAACCACAACAACCACUUGGAGUAUGAGAGUGGAACCAUCGAGAGGAAGAGGCCCGUGAGCAUGGUGGGACCAGAGAAUGAUGCUGCACGCAAAGACAACCCUCCCAAGCACUCGGAGCACACGCUGCGUAGAGCCAGUAACACCAUAGGUAGAAAGCAGCACAUGUCCCCUGCCUUCCAGCCCCCCCUGCCCCCUGUGGAGCCGGGGGGACAGGGUCAGGGUCAGGGACAGGGGGAGCAGCCAUCCCCUCCGCACACGGGGGCCCCGGGUCCCGACUCCCAGCAAAGCCUGGCCCAGAGCCUGGCUGCUCUGGCUGCAGCUCAGCAGCUCCUUGCACAGCACACAGAGGAGCUCAGUAACCCCAAGCAGCGCGAGACCACACUGCAGAGGAACGGCUCUGACAGAAGCUCUGACCGAGGCUCUGACAGAGGAGGGACACCCGGGGCCGGACCCACGGGACCCAGCCCACACAUGAUACGCAGAGGUACCAAGAAGCAGGCGCCCGCUCCUCCCAAACCCACCAACCCUCCCCCCAGCCAGCCUUGUGCCUCCUAGCCCCGCCCCCCACCUUCAGGCCCCACCCAAUCCACGAGCUCCAGCAGCCGCCCCCAAUCCGGCCACUCCCCCACAUCACCUAGCCCCUCCCCUUCCUCUUCCCAGCCCAACGCAACCCCGCGACGCCACUCCAACAACCAACCCCUCCAGGCACCCAGCCACCCUCCACCCGAACCCCCCACACAGUCCACCAGCCCCACCCUCGCCCCCGCUGCCACACCCGACCAGCCCAGCACCGAGGCUUCACCACCGGACACCCCCAGCCCUCCGGACUCCCCUCCACCACCAACAUCCACCCAGGACGCCUCUGCUCCCUCCACCCCCUCAACCGGCUCCCUGCCCCGCCCCAGACCAGUGCCGAGGCCCAGGAACAGGCCCACCGUGCCCCCGCCCCCACAGCCCCAGAGCACCUCAGGAGUACCCGCCGACGCCAACGGGAUCUGCGCCUCCGCCUACAAAGUCAUGGACCCUGCACUGUCCUUCAAAGGCCUGAGUCGAGUCUUUGUCCCGGACUUGGGCGACCCGUCGGCUCCGCCCCCCUCGCUGUCGCUAAGAGACUGUGAACUGGACACCGAGAGCACUGUGCUUUAACCACAACGCACCUGUCUCCUCCUCCACCUGUCAUCUGCCAUUUUGUCCACUACCUUCUUCACACAACUCACCUCUGCUGCUCCUCUCAACUGUUCAAUUUAACCACAAAAUUCUAACUUGCGUAUAGUCCGUAAUUUCCACGAACGCAUAUCAAAAUAUUACCUACACCAUACGUACAUUUAUUCAUAGUCUAGUUACAGCUACUCAACUACACAACUUAAAGAGGGGGUAUUACGCAAAAAAUUGUAGCUUUUUACAAUAUUAUUACAUUGAUUUUACAUGUCAUCCAUGCUUGUUUCAGUAAUUUAGCGAUCUCUCCUGGGCCGUGUUUAACCCCUGCUUGCGGUUAGCUGUAAGAUUCUCUGCAGUGGUCAGCCCACAAGCCUGUGUCCUUCAUGCUUUCACACAAUUCACCAUAAAUAUACAAAAGCAUGAUACAGAACUAUACACAACAACCUGACAAACCUGAUGUCAUGUGCAGUAGUUUCUUUAGCAGGAUGCACACUGAUUGUAAUGGGAGAGCACUCCGAAGUGGGAGUGACUUAGUGCAGAGAGCAAAGGGAGGGGAGGAGUGAAAUUUAUAAAACAUGUUAACAUGUUGUUUUCAGCAAAUAUAGCAUUUUCAAAUGAUAAAAGGUAACAUGGUGAUCUAAAGAUGUUAUGUGUUAACAGUUAAUAUGCCAUAGAAGUAAAAUACCCCCUCUUUAACUACACACUACCAACUGGACAAAAAUGGCCAAGAAACAGUCCUUGACAAUCAUGCCGAAAAUUACAAAAAAAAAAAAAAACUUGGGACAUUGUGGUUGUAUUUUAUGUUUUUCUGCAUUUUCAAAGGCCUUAAGAACAAAAAAUAAUUUAACUUCAUAAUGUGGGAUAAAAGGUGAACUUGUCAAACCAAAUGAUUUCACGUGUCGCUGGUGACUGCAGGUAUCCGGUCGUCUCCAACACUUUUCAUUUUGUAUGUUUAAAAAAAAAUCUCUUUCUUUCUUUCUGUUGUAUUUAUUUAUCAAAGAAAAGACAUUCCCUGUGGCUUGACAUAAUUAAAAAUGCAGUGCUUAAAGGCCUAUAUUGCACUAUUUUCUGAUCUAUGUUAUACUGUUGUUUCCUCAUCAGUAAUAGACGUGGAGGUGUGUAUUGUUUCAUUCACACGUUUAACAUACAAACCCUGCAUAUUUAGGCUGGGUUCAUCUCUCAAGCACAAAACACUCUGCUCCACCUUAUUAUGUCAUGUGGUAAUACAGGAAUUGCUCCACUGUGUUUUUAAUGUCCAUACACAUUCACUAGAAUCAUUUGGAUGAUUUGGAUUUACCAAUCUCUAUUGUAGAGGGUAAAAGGUAGCUGUUAAUUUGAAAACUAUCACUUCAUGACAUCACAAAGCAGAACAGAGCAUUUUGAGCUUUAGAGAUGUAGACCAACUAAUAAUAACAAAUUACUCAAACAUGUAUGAAUGAAACAAAACACAACUGGGUAUGUUUUCAAUGAGGUAACAACAUUAUAAUAUGCCUUAGAGCUCACAAGAAUCCAUUUUGGUGUAAUAUAGGACCUUUAAUUGUAAAUCAUGCCUUAAUAGACUUUACUGUAAGCUCAGAAACAGUGUUGCUUAUGUUUUCAGGGAAGGAGAUUCAUGUGUAUUUAAAAUGGACUUGUUCUGAGUUGCAGGGUUUAUCCAGCCUAAGGAAAAAUAAAGUCAGUAUUUGGUCAAAGGGCCCUGUGUGAGUGAAUGUAGUGAUGACCUGGACACUGAUGAUGCACUUAAGAGCUGGUCCCACUCUGCAACACUUUUCUUUAUUUAGACAUUUUCAGUUGAGUCUUUCGCGCUGAGCUGAGGCCAUGUCUGUGCCUCAGUAGUGACGUGCACAUAGACUAUGACAGGUCAAUGGUGUAAUUUCUUUGUAGCUUCAGAUACAAGGCAGAGUUCAGGUUCCAGUACAUGUCCUUAUAUGGUACUAAUGAACUGAAAUUGAAGAGAAAUUGAGCAUUAAUUAUAACUCCCUUCUUUAUAUGGUAGUUCCUGUACCUAGAGGCCUUAUUCCCUUGUAAAGAGAGCUUGGUUUGUCGAGACUCUUCAAAAUGAACAAAUGCCAUUAAAGUGAAAUGCUGCAAGCUCUGUGCUUUUGUAUGUAUGCUGUAUGUGAGCGCAAACAAGAAUAAAACAUGUCAUAUGGAUGCUUGGUUAUAUUCCUUUUCCAAAGAAAAUAAAGACUAUACUGUAUAA